AUGGUUAGGGCUUUACGCGGUUCCGACUUGUUGACUCUCCCAAGGAUAAAAUCCAAUUUUGCGUCAGGAUACACGGGGUGCGAGACAUGUGGCUUGCCUAACGGUAUCUCGCCAGACGAAAAGAAAUUCGAUACAUUCAACUUGAACAUACUGGGAAACCGUCUUUUUCCCUCACCAGCUGACGAGGAAAUCAUAUACGAAAAUGUCCGAAAGGCCAAGGCCGACAUUUCCGUCAUAGAUAAAGGCAUGGCCCAGUUAGCAGAGAUCUUCUCUCGGCUACGAGAAAGACGCGACGACCUUCAGGGGUACGUCGACAAACAGCUGUCUCUCUUAUCCCCCAUCCAUCAUCUUCCUGACGACGUCCUCAUAGAGAUAUUUGGUCAUUGCUGCCCCACUGAUUCCGACUCUUAUGCUUCCAACGACCCGCAGGGUGUUCAGUGGCGAAUCGCUAAGGUUUGUAAACGAUGGAGCGAUAUCGUCACAUCGAUCCGCAGCAUCUGGUCCUCCAUCAAUGUUGACCUCACAUUGUACGCCAAUCUGAAGCGCUGGUCUUACGCCAAUACUUUGAAGACCAUGGCACGAACCUGUCUCGUUCGUUCGGGCAGACAUCCCCUCCGACUUCAUUUUGCGGCUUGGGAAGUCAAUUUCUUUGAUCGCUCGUUCUUCAACACCUUCUGGCGACAGAAGGAUAGGUGGCAAGUCAUCUUCGUCCCCGAUGAGCUGAUCUAUUAUUGGGAUUCGAACGAGUUCAUAGACAGCCUCCCGUCUUGGGAGCCAGCCUCCUUCCCCAUCCUCAGAAAAAUGUCGAUCCAAUCAUCCUCUUCCCAUUCUUACCGCCCUGAGGACUUGCCCAUUUUUCGGAUGGCACCGCAGUUGUCCCAUCUGUCUCUCAACGCCUUCCCCCGCCCCAUGCAAAUUUUGACGAUAACCUGGUCUCAAAUAACCCAUUUCAUCUCCAAGAAUUGUGAAUACCAUUCCAUUGACGACUACUUCGAACUGUUGCAAGCUAUGCCUCAUCUUAUCAGUCUGACGAUCGAAAAUCAUGUUGUUUUCUCCGUAAACGAGAGACAACCCCCCAAGAGACGCGUUUUACGGAAUCACAUGCUUCGACUCGACAUACAAGCAUCGUGGACUCCGAUGUACGAAUUACUUCAAUGCCUUGAGGCUCCGCAUCUCACAGAGGUGCAAUUGACAUACAGAGACAGUUUACCUGGUGCGCAUGCUGUCAUCAAGCUGAUCUAUAUGAUCUGCGAGUUUUGUCAGUUAUCUCCUUCCCUUGCCGCAUUGGCUCUUUCCGGCUUUUCGCCCGCUACAGUCAACAGGAUUCUUGAAUACACUCCAGGCAUUGAGGUCCUGGAUUUGACUCUGCAAGGAACCAGCGUCAAUGAAGUCCUGUCAAAAAUGACGUGGAAAAUUGGGGAGGCAUCCGUCCUCCCGAAACUUCAAACAAUGUUCGUCGGAAAUUCCUUGGACAGAGACGCUGUCCUCGAUUUGAUGCAGAUGGUCGGGUCGCGAUUCCUGGAUAACGCUGAGAAGCCAGGACACACAGAAAUGCCCCUGCAAACGCUUGUGCUCAAUAAUGUAACAAGUACCUGGCUGGAAUUGGAUGCACUCAAGAGAUUCGUAAACAAUUUGGGAGGGGUUGUGAUGGAAAUUGGGACCUGGACUCCUCUGCAUUAUGGAUAUAGCGGGUUCAGGCAUGGCGUUCCGGUCUGGGUUGGGAGGUUGAAUGACCAUUCUCUAACCCAAUUCAGAUAA
Messenger RNA from Laccaria bicolor S238N-H82, 1758 nucleotides. RefSeq lists its product as uncharacterized. The transcript is spliced from 3 exons. Bases 1 to 1758 code for a protein of 585 amino acids. The record is from RefSeq and is a predicted model, not a curated record. Gene Ontology annotation, molecular function: protein binding. NCBI's taxonomy places the organism in Eukaryota, Fungi, Basidiomycota, Agaricomycetes, Agaricales, Hydnangiaceae.